AUGCCGGCCGUCGAAGCAACCCCCGUUUCAUCGUCUGAGCCCGGUCUUAUCAAGAUGGAAGACCGGAAGAGACCUGCCGGUCAUGAUCAGAAUGAUGCUGCGCCUCCGUCGAAAAGACAGGCUACUUCAGUCAAUGGGAAUAAACCCCAUCCGGAUGCAGAUAUGCCAUGGAAGGAUGACUUGGAGCGUUUCACAAAAGAUGCCAUAUGGCGCCAAAUGCAAGAGUAUAAACGGGAAAAAGUCACAUUGGAAUCCAAGGUCAAAGAAUUGACGAAAGCCGCCACAUUUCAUCAGGACCAUUUGCGAAUCAUAGAUGCGUGGUUCAAACAAUUGAUCGACGAAGUUAAGAUCUUGUUCGGAGAUGUCGAUAUGCAAGACCAUCCAUCUUUUCAAACUUCGCUCUUAUUCGAUGAUAAUGAAAAUUUCAAGAAACACCUGCAGAAUCGAUCCGAUGACAUAAAAGACACCCUCUCCAAGCUAAUUGGUAAUGCGCCGAAGACUACUCCAGAUGUGUCGGAAUUACAGAGCCGAUUGACAAAGAAAUUGGCCGAAGAAAAAGUCACUAUCAUUGACCUUGAAAAGGCUUUAUCUGAAAGACAGCAAUUUGAGGAACAGCUGGAAGCAGCUUCAUUUCGGUAUAUGAUGGCUGAGAAGAAACUUGAUAGAGCGAGGAGUAUGACAGUUGCCAAGUUGGAAAAACAAUAUAUUCUUGGUGCGCAACGACCUGGGGGUGAUGGAUCGUCGUCUGCCAAUCGGGAAGAAACUACUACGCCAGUUAACGGCAGCACGCCUACCGCUGAAAAAAAUACCGACCUGGAAGAAUCUUACAACAAAGUUUUGGCUUCGUCUCGGAAGCAGCGAGAACAACUAGAAGCCCUUGAGGCGGAGAACGCGAAACUGACGAGUGAAAUAACUGCUUUGAGUGUAAAGAACUCAAAACUUACUGAUGACGACUAUGCGCACACGGACCUUUUCAAGCAACUCAAAUCUCAGUACGAGGAUGUGAUUAAACGUGUCAAUCAUCUCGAGGCGUUGAAUGUUCAAUUGAGGGAAGAGGCUGGAAAGUUGCAAGCCGAAAGGGCGGCCUAUCGAAAUACUUUGGAUACUGAAAAACAGAAGGAAAUUGAAGAGAAGGACGCCCAACUGCAAAAGGCCGAAGCCGAUCUCGCAAGAAUUCGCAAUGCCCGCGACGAACUACUUGCUGAUCAGCAAAUGAGAAAAGCCGCUCAGGAUCAAGAAAUGACAGCGGCAAAUAAGACACAAGAGUUGGCGGCGGCGAGAGAGUCCCAAAUCGAAGCUCUUGAAUCGGAAUUGGAAAGAUUACGCAUCAAAGUCGAGGGAUUAAAAGACGAUAAUUCCGAACCCAUUGAAGAGCUUUCUGUAGAGGACUUGCGGGCGAAGUAUCAGAGCAUGGACCGCCAAUAUGCAAUGCUCAAUAAAGAGUUGGCUUCAAUGCAAACUGUGUGCAAGAAAUACUCAAGCUUGGCGUCACAGAAGGUUGCCGAAUUCAGUGCCCUUGAAGAGAAGGUUCAGCGACUGGUUGCAGAAAAAUCGAAAGCGGAUCAGAAGUAUUUUGCUGCCAUGAAAAGCAAAGAAGCACGUGAUGCUGAGGUGCGCACUUUGAGGUUACAGAAUCUUAAAAGUUCGGAUAUCAUUUCCCAACUUAAAGAUGCCGAGUCCGCCACUCGUUCACUCGUUGCAAAUCUUGAAAAGCAAAUCGCAGAAGGGAAAGAAGCCCUCAACUCUACUUCCAACAAGUAUCGCGCCUCACAACAACAAAACAACGAGAGUACCGUUAUCAUAGACGGUCUUAAAGCGCAGGUCGCCGAACUCAAAUCGCUAAUGACAGCAAAGGAUAGCACGGUAGCUACCGUGUCAGCUACUUGUAGGAAAGCCGAGGCGGAGGUAGAAAGCCUCAAAUCGACCCUCUCCGACACGAAGAAGAGCCUCGAGAAUUGGAAGACGAAGUCUCUGGGUAAUUCCUCGUCUGAAUAUGAAAUGCUGCGGGUAGGUUUAUGUUUCCAAAUGCUCUUUGUGGCAGCAUUAGCUAACGGACAACAUAGUCGCUUGCCCUUUGCACAGUGUGCCGACGCAAUUUCAAGAAUACAGCCAUCAAAACGUGUGGACAUGUCUUCUGUAAAGAAUGUGUGGAAGAACGGCAAGUCUCGCGGUCACGAAAAUGUCCGAAUUGCAACAAAUCAUUUGGAAGCAAUGACUACAUGCAUGUGA
Messenger RNA from Talaromyces atroroseus, 2229 nucleotides. Its product is annotated as E3 ubiquitin-protein ligase bre1. The record is from RefSeq and is a predicted model, not a curated record. Gene Ontology annotation, molecular function: ubiquitin protein ligase activity. Bases 1 to 2229 code for a protein of 742 amino acids. Gene Ontology annotation, cellular component: HULC complex; nucleus. NCBI's taxonomy places the organism in Eukaryota, Fungi, Ascomycota, Eurotiomycetes, Eurotiales, Trichocomaceae. The transcript is spliced from 5 exons.